AUGGCCGAGGAACAUGUUGAUGAAGGCACAAGGCGCCUCGCUUUUACAACCAAGAAUUACCGCGUUCUAUAUCCCGCCAUCGAUCCUACUCGUCCAGAACUUUCUCAGAAGGGCAAGGUCAUCGUUAUCACUGGCGCUAGUCGUGGUUUAGGACGACUGAGUUUCGCUACCUCCUUUGCACAAGCAGGUGCAUCAGCCAUCGUGCUUAUCGGCCGUUCAGAAAGUGGCCUCGUCGAAACAGAAAAACUAGUCCUCGACAUAAAUCCCGCCAUCAAAGUCCUUCGCUUCCCCCUCGACGUCACUGACGAGACAGCCGUGAACAACGCAUUUAAAGAGAUAACAACCCAAGUCGGUGUUCCGCACGUCUUGAUCAAUAAUGCGGGGAAGCUCGCCCCCCUCGUCAGCACCGUUGAAUCAAACUUGGAUUCAUGGUGGAAUUGCCACGAGGUCACGGUCAAAGGAACCUUCCUCGUUACAAAGGCAUUUAUCAAGGAGACUGGAUCCAGUCCUUCUGCCCCGACAUCAAUUAUCACCAUAACAUCCCAAGCAAGUCUCGGCAAUCCACCCGGAAUGGGCGCAUACUCCAUGGCAAAACUUGCUCUCUCGAAACUAAUGGCUUAUAUCGCUUCCGAGCAUCCCGACAUCACGGCUGUCGUUCUUGAUCCGGGUAUCGUCGCAACUGAUAUGGCAAACAGCGUGCCGUUCCUUGCGCCGUUUUUAAAUGAUACACCGGAGUUGGUUGGGGGUUCUGGCGUGUGGAUGGCUAGUGGUGAUAAGAAGUAUCUUUCUGGAAGAUAUGUGUCUGUUAAUUGGGAUGUGGAGGAGAUUGAGAGACGCAAGGAUGAGAUUAUUUCUGAGAACCAGUUGAAAUUUUUCAUUAAGGCGAAGUUUGCUAAUUAUGAUGAUGUGACUGUCCAAUACUAA
This is a messenger RNA of Penicillium angulare, 924 nucleotides long. Its product is annotated as SDR family NAD(P)-dependent oxidoreductase. The record is from RefSeq and is a predicted model, not a curated record. Gene Ontology annotation, molecular function: oxidoreductase activity, acting on the CH-OH group of donors, NAD or NADP as acceptor. Lineage: Eukaryota; Fungi; Ascomycota; Eurotiomycetes; Eurotiales; Aspergillaceae. Bases 1 to 924 code for a protein of 307 amino acids. The transcript has 3 exons.